AUGGAGAACAGUACAAUAAUGAACUCAUCAGCUUUACCACACUGGCAGAUGCCUUUUCCAUUUGUUAUAGCCACAAUGGUAUAUCUUAUUGCUAAUAUAAUAACUAGUGUGGUCAUUAACUCGCUACUGAUUGUCAUAAUCAAAUCUUCGCCCAGUCUCCGUACACCACCUAAUAGUCAUUUAAUGAAUAUAUGUGCUAAUAAUGUAUUGACGUGUAUUGGAAUGCUGUUUUCUCUUGUUUGUAUCAACGUGAAUUCCCUUAAAAUCGAUAAGGAGAAAUCGGAUUUAUUGAGCGGAGUGCAGUUAUUUGUGGUGUUCAAUAGUUUGAUACAGUAUUGGGGAACGUUUGCUUCUAUUGGUUUCUACAGACAGAGAACGAUCAGACGGCCAGGGUUGUCGUUACGAAAAAGGCGCCAAAUCGUAUCACGGUGCAUCACCGGAAACUGGAUAGUGUCUUUGUUAAUCAGUAUGACCUGCAGCUUGUCGUUUGUUCAGAGUUCGACGUAUUUAGUCGAUACCAUGGAUCCAUUUCGCGUGGAUUAUCAUCUAGGGCGUUAUAAGAGGACAACUCCUGAACAACUUAUAAUCAUUUUUAUAUUUUUAACGGUUUUUAUACUACAGUUGGUCAUCAUAAUGUCAUCGUAUUAUAGAAUUUGUAAAACUUUAAACAUUACUGUUAAAUUUGCCAAAAAUCGGAUAAAGCCUUGGAUUCAGGAUCAUCCUGCUGAAAAUUCCGUCCAAAAUGAAACCAGGGACGUGCCACAUCGGGCCAACAAAUCAAACCAGCCAGUUGACAACAACCCUAGUCCAUAUACCAUUUCCGGCACGCAUGCGUGUGAAGAUACAAUUGUCCAUUAUCAAAAAUGUGACCAAUCUCUUGCCUUUGAAGACAUUAUUGCCUUAGAAAACCCCAUGUUAGCCACAAAAAUACGCAAGCAUUAUCAAGAUAAACGAAAUCUACGCAAAACCUUAAGUACUGGAAGCACGGCUUCGACCAAAUCGGAAGUACCUGAUUUUACUGAUAUAUCUAUGGGUGCUGAUCUCGAUCGUUAUCAAAUGUUGAAAAAUAAUUUUAUUUUGAAAAAGCAGAAUUUAAAACGAGAUAGAGUUAUUAUUCUAUAUGAAUGCCCCGAUAUAUCCACUGUGGUAUUUAGUGUUCAGUAA
Lottia gigantea (owl limpet) is the source of this 1164-nucleotide messenger RNA. RefSeq lists its product as hypothetical. Lineage: Eukaryota; Metazoa; Mollusca; Gastropoda; Lottiidae. Gene Ontology annotation, cellular component: membrane. Gene Ontology annotation, biological process: G protein-coupled receptor signaling pathway. The transcript has 2 exons. Gene Ontology annotation, molecular function: G protein-coupled receptor activity. Bases 1 to 1164 code for a protein of 387 amino acids. The record is from RefSeq and is a predicted model, not a curated record.